AUGGCUCUGCUGAAGACCGGACUGUACCUUCACUUAAGUGUCUUCAGUGUCUUGGUUCUCCAUCACUUUGCUGUCUUUCUCCUUCUGACACACUCCUGUGCAGGUCAGUCUCAGCUGAUUGGUCCACCUCAGCCAAUAGUAGCAAUACUUGGAGGUGACAUCAUUUUGGCGUGCCACCUGGAACCUUCCUUGGAUGUUGCUGCAACGACAGUGGAGUGGGCAAGACCGGACCUGGAGCCCAGAUUUGUCCAUGUGUGGCGUGGAAGGCAGGACUUUCUGGCUGAUCAAAACCCGUCCUACGAGGGAAGAACGUCUCUGUUCACUGACAAACUGAAGGACGGGGACAUUUCACUGAAACUCUCUAAAGUCAAACUCUCUGAUGAGGGAAAAUACAGAUGCUUCAUUCCUACACUGAAACAAGACUCUUUUGUUGAGCUUGUUGUUGGUGCUGCCUCCUCUCCUGUCAUCACCGUGACCAAAAGCAGCAGUGCAGUGGUUUUAGAGUGUGAAAGUAAAGGCUGGUACCCAGAGCCUGAGCUGUUUUGGCUGGACGCUGAGGGAAAGCUCCUCUCUGCUGGAGCUCCAGAGACAGUCAGAGGUCCUGAUGGCCUCUAUACUGUCAGCAGCAGAGUGACUGUGGAGAAGAGCCACAGCAACAGCUUCACCUGCAGGGUUCAGCAGCUCAGCAUCAACCAGAGCAGGGACACACACAUCCACGUCCCAGAGGAUUUCCACGCCUCUAAGCCUGUUGUUCCAAUCACCAUCGGCUUGUCUGUUGGCUUCCUGGGUGUAGCUGCAGCCAUCUCCCUUGUGUGUAAAUGGAAACGCAAUAAAUUCAGUGAGUAA
This is a messenger RNA of Myripristis murdjan (pinecone soldierfish), 846 nucleotides long. Its product is annotated as butyrophilin subfamily 2 member A2-like. Gene Ontology annotation, biological process: T cell receptor signaling pathway; regulation of cytokine production. The transcript has 4 exons. Gene Ontology annotation, molecular function: signaling receptor binding. The record is from RefSeq and is a predicted model, not a curated record. Gene Ontology annotation, cellular component: external side of plasma membrane. Lineage: Eukaryota; Metazoa; Chordata; Actinopteri; Holocentriformes; Holocentridae. Bases 1 to 846 code for a protein of 281 amino acids.